This is a messenger RNA of Daucus carota subsp. sativus, 3723 nucleotides long. RefSeq names its product auxin response factor 6. Gene Ontology annotation, molecular function: DNA binding; protein binding. Gene Ontology annotation, cellular component: nucleus. The transcript has 14 exons. Bases 711 to 3533 code for a protein of 940 amino acids. Lineage: Eukaryota; Viridiplantae; Streptophyta; Magnoliopsida; Apiales; Apiaceae. The record is from RefSeq and is a predicted model, not a curated record. Gene Ontology annotation, biological process: response to hormone; regulation of DNA-templated transcription.
GAGACGAAGUUAAUAGAUGUUGUAAUAAAGGCACAAGCUUCAACACUCUACUCUCUCUCUCAACAUUGCUCACUUUCCAUUACUGUCAACUCUGAACCUUAACUAAAACCCUAGUUAUCUUGCACUAUCUUCCCCACUACUCAUAUUGGACACACACACACACACACACAUGCUUGCUGCUGUCUACUUUAUUACACGAACAUUUCUGGGUUCAAGAUUUAGGUGGCUCUAUUGUUUUGUGGUUUGAGAUCUGAAGAGUUCUUGAGAUUUGGUCAUAUGCUUUUCUUGAGGUGCUUUUGAGCUGAGCUUUUUUGUGGGUUGUGAGAUAGUUUUAAAGGUGACAUUUUUGGUUGAGGAUUAGAGUGUUUAGAGGAGGUUAUGAAGCUGAAAUCUUUGUUAUUUUGUUUUGGUUGAAGAUGGUGUAGCUCAUUCUGUUUUAUUUCAUCACUUGUAUGUUUGUUGUGCAAUAUUUUGAUAAAUUCUCUUGUGUUUUGUAUUGGGUUUAAGGUAGUAGUAGUGGUGGUCCUAAUUGGGGGUGUUGGGGCAAAAAAGAGCAAGUUAUUAUGGUGUUUUUGGGUGUUAAAGAAGUGAAAGAAGAAGCUUUUGAGCAGUUUUGGUGUUCGGGUUUGGGGAAAUUUGCAGUAAAUUGUUGGAUUUGAUAAUUGUGUCUGCGCCUUUGUGGGGGAAAGGUAAGUAUUUAAUCUACAAACAUGAGGCUGUCUUCUGUUGGUUUCAAUCAGCAGUCGCCGGAAGGAGAAAGUAGAUGCCUUAAUUCAGAACUUUGGCAUGCUUGUGCGGGGCCUCUUGUUUCGCUUCCUGCAGUUGGAAGCCGUGUGGUAUAUUUCCCUCAAGGUCACAGUGAACAGGUUGCUGCGUCAACAAACAAAGAAGUGGAUACUCAUAUCCCAAAUUACCCAAGUUUACCACCACAACUAAUAUGCCAGCUUCACAAUCUAACUAUGCAUGCUGAUGUUGAGACGGAUGAAGUUUAUGCUCAAAUGACUCUGCAACCGCUAAACCCACAAGAGCAGAAGGAGGCGUUCCUUCCCUCGGACUUAGGAUCCGCCAGCAAACAGCCAACUAAUUAUUUCUGCAAGACAUUGACUGCAAGUGACACAAGUACUCACGGUGGAUUUUCAGUACCUCGUCGCGCAGCUGAAAAAGUGUUUCCUCCACUGGACUUCUCGCAGCAGCCUCCUGUUCAAGAACUGAUUGGAAGAGAUCUGCAUGACAAUGAAUGGAAAUUUAGGCAUAUCUUUCGUGGACAACCAAAGAGGCAUCUACUUACAACAGGAUGGAGUGUUUUUGUAAGUGCAAAGAGACUUGUUGCUGGUGAUUCUGUCCUCUUUAUAUGGAAUGAGAAGAAUCAGUUACUUCUCGGUAUUCGACGUGCUAGCCGACCACAAGCUUUUAUGCCUUCAUCAGUCUUAUCAAGUGAUAGUAUGCACUUGGGGCUCCUUGCUGCUGCAGCCCAUGCAGCCUCCACCAAUAGCCGAUUCACCAUUUUCUACAAUCCAAGGUCUAGUCCCUCAGAAUUUGUCAUACCUCUUGCCAAGUAUGUUAAAGCAGUCUAUCAUACUCGGGUUUCCGUUGGCAUGCGCUUUCGGAUGCUAUUUGAAACAGAAGAAUCAAGUGUCCGUCGAUAUAUGGGCACUAUAACUGGAAUAAGUGACCUGGACUCAGUUCGGUGGCCAAACUCUCAUUGGCGCUCAGUAAAGGUGGGCUGGGAUGAAUCUACAGCUGGGGAGAGGCAGCCAAGGGUGUCCCUCUGGGAAAUUGAACCUCUAACGACAUUCCCCAUGUAUCCAUCUCCAUUUCCUCUCAGACUCAAGCGACCAUGGCCACCAGGAUUACCCUCUUUUAAUGGAAUGAAGGAUGAUGGUCUGGGUAUGAACUAUCCACUUGCAUGGAUUCGAGGGGAUUCUGGAGCUCAGGGAUUUCAGUCUCUUAACUUUCAGGGGAUUGGAGUUUCACCUUGGUUGCAUCCAAGACUAGAUGCUUCAAUGCUUGGUACAGAAACUGCAGAUGUUUACCAGGCCAUGGCUGUUGCUGCUCUUCAGGAUAUGAGGGCGGUUGAGACAUCCAAACAAACAGUACCAUCACUUCUUCAAUUACAGCAAGCUCAAGGGGGUUCUAGCAGAUCAGAUAGUUUACUGUCCAAUGAGAUGAUGCGUCAGUCACUUCCUCAACCUCAAUAUCUUCAGAAUCUUGGCGAAAACUUGUCAGUAGCCCAAACACAGUCCCAUCUUCUCCAGCAGCAGAAUUCAUUUAUUAAUCAACUGCAGCAACAGCAACAACAGGACCACCAACAGCAGCAGCAUUACCGCCAGCAGCUGCAGCAGCAACAGCAGCAGCAGCAACAACAACAACAGCAGCACCAACAACAGCAACAGCAGCAGCAACAACAUCAACAGCAGCAGCAGAAGCAGGAACAACAGCAGCAACCACAUAUACGAUCACAACAGCAGCAAUUUGCUGAUGGUCGUCAGGUUUCUGGCGUUGUCCCUCUCUUGUCCCAGUUUACUUCUCACACUCAGUCCCCUUCAUUCCAAACCAUUUCGUCCAUGCAACAGAGCUUUUCUGACUCCAGCACGAACCCUGUUCCAAAUUCUGUUGUUUCUCCUCUGCACAGUCUGUUGGGUUCAUUUCCCCAGGACGAUACAUCCCAGCUUAUCAGUUUUCCUAGGUCCAGCUCUUUGUUAACCUCUUCAGGGUGGCCCCCGAAACGAGUUGCAGUUGACCCUAUCCUGUCAUCUGGAACAAGACAAGGAGCUAUGCCUCCUGCAGAUCACUUAGCACCACUUCAUUCUAACAUCACUCAGUGCAAUGUUUCUUUACCCCCAUUCCCCGCCAGGGAUUGCUCAAUUGAGCAGGACGGGAGCAAUGACCCACAAAGCCAUCUUCUUUUUGGGGUUAAUAUAGAUUCAACAUCUCUCUUGCAAAAUGGGAUUUCAAGCCUCAGGGAAGUUGGUAGUGAUGGAGAUUCCACAACCAUACCUUUUGCCUCUAACUACAUGACUACUGCAGGAACAGAUUAUUCACUUAAUACAAUGACACCAACCAAUUGUAUUGAUGAGUCCAGUUUUCUGCAGUCUCCUGAUGAUGCAGGGCAGGCAAACCCUUCUAGCAGAACCUUUGUUAAGGUGUACAAGUCAGGUUCCUUUGGGCGAUCACUGGAUAUAGCAAAAUUCAGCAGCUAUAAUGAGCUGCGUAGUGAACUUGCUCACAUGUUUGGUCUUGAAGGCCAAUUAGAGGAUCCUUUGAGAUCAGGCUGGCAGCUUGUAUUUGUCGACAGGGAGAAUGAUGUUCUCCUUCUUGGCGAUGAUCCAUGGCCGGAGUUUGUGAACAGCGUCUGGUGUAUAAAGAUACUGUCACCACAGGAGGUGCAGCAAAUGGGGAAACAAGGUAUAGAGCUUCUGAACUCGGUUCCUGUUCAGAGGCUCUCCAGCACCAGCUGUGACAACUAUGCGAGCCAACAAGAUUCGAGAACUCUGAAUGCGGGGAUUGCAUCCGUGGGUUCCCUUGAUUACUGAAACUUUCAAACUAGAUAAACAACUGUCUUGACUGUAAUAUUACAAUUUCUCGUCAAUACUAGUAUGGCAGGAGAAAUUUCCUCUAGCUUAAGCUUUUUUUAUAAGCUAAUAUUGUAAUUAUAGUAUUUUAUUUGUUUCUAUAUAAGAUGUUUCUUAACAAAGAAAAAUAUAUAUAGUGUACUUGAUAGGA